Triplophysa dalaica is the source of this 2688-nucleotide messenger RNA. Its product is annotated as butyrophilin subfamily 1 member A1-like. The record is from RefSeq and is a predicted model, not a curated record. Lineage: Eukaryota; Metazoa; Chordata; Actinopteri; Cypriniformes; Nemacheilidae. The transcript is spliced from 9 exons. Bases 72 to 1670 code for a protein of 532 amino acids. Gene Ontology annotation, molecular function: protein binding.
UAGAGGACGAAACGAGGCGGGAUUUUGCGGCCAUUUCUAUUGUCAGAUUUGAGCUCUAUAUCUGUAUUAAUAUGUGUAUUAUGAUCAUACUGAAUAUGUCUGAAGGCUUCAGUUCUCGAGGACAAUCUUUAUGUGUCUGCAGAAUGCUGUUGUUGGUUGUUUUCAGUCUGAUUCUCGUGGAGGCUUCAGACUCAAAGCACUCAGUCAAGGUUCUCCCGGGUCAGAUUGUGGGUCGGGUGGGUUUGGCGGUCACUCUGCCCUGCUGGAUCUCUCCUCAGACGGACGCCGGGACUCUGGAGGUCCGCUGGUAUCGUCCCGAACGCUACGACACUCCUGUUCUCUUCUAUCAGAAAGGAAAGAUUCAGGAGGUUCAGGAGGAAGGGUACAGGAACCGCAGCUCUCUGAGCCGGCGCUCCGCUCUGUCUAACGGACUGAAGGACGGAGACGUGUCUCUGCGUUUGGACAAUCUCACACUUCAGGACGGAGGCGUGUUUUACUGUUAUGUAAGAGGAGACUGGACCGACAAUCAAGCUGUAACCCUCAACAUCAGCGCUUUAGGACAGACACCAGUCCUGUCUACACAGCCAGUGAAUGACACACAUGUGAACGUCAGCUGUAGAUCCAGCGGCUGGUUUCCGGAGCCGAGUGUCGUGUGGAUGUCCAACAGAAGGCUUCUCUCCGCUGGACGAGUUUGUCACAGUCGUGGAGCUGACGGGACGUUCUCUGUCCACGGCUGGAAAGCGGUCUCUCUCUCUGAUGCUUCACAGGUGUUCUGUCUUCUGUCACUCAGCAGUGGAGAGGAGAGAGAGGGAGCAGUGGACGUGCAGACCAUUAGAUGUUCACCUUCAGGUCCGUGGAAGGCUCUUUUCAUCACUUUUGUGAUUUUUGUUCUUCUGGGUCUGUUUGGUUUCGUCUUAUUUAAACACAGGGACAGACUAACAGGUAAACAAACAACAAAGAACGAGAACGAUGAACUGAACAACAGAGAAAUGAAAGCAGAAAUCACAACACCGUCCACUGCUCAUGUUGAAAUUAUAGAGCAGCUGAGAAAACACUCAGUUGUGAUCACUCUCGACCAUGAGUCUGCACAUCCAGAUCUGAGGAUCUCAAAGGAUCUUAAUAAAGUGAGAGACUCUACCAACUAUCAGCAGAGAGGAGAUGAAUUUCCAUAUGAACUGUGUGUCUGUGGAGCUGAAACAUUCACGUCUGGACGACAUUAUUGGGAGGUUGGGUUGGUUCAUAAUAAUGUAGAUCCUAAACAUUUCUGGCUAAUUGGCGUAGCAAUAAAAGGGAAUUAUCAGUUAGCAGAUAAAACUGGUUUCACUGCAUCAAAGGGCUUCUGGUGGUUGUGCUCAGACGGUCCAAAAGGCUUUUACACAAACACUGAACCACCAAUAACUCUCCCUCUUUCACCCAGACCUCAGUGUGUUGGUGUUCUGUUAGAUUAUGAUUUAGGUCAGCUGUCGUUUUAUGACGUCACUGAGAGUAAACAUCUACUGACCAUCAGCACUAGAUUCUCUGGACCAGUUGUUCCUCUCUUUAAUCCUGGUGUAGGUGAUACAAAUCCAUUAAAAAUUGUAGAUCCUCCAGAACCUCAAGAAUCACCUGAAGAGUCCACUCAGCCUUUACUGCAGAACUCACAAACUCGGUCUGAAAAACACAAUGUUUAACUUUAGUGGCCGUAUGGGUCUUUAAACAUUUAAGUGUAAAAAAUUAAUAUGUUGUCAAUAAUGUUCAGUUUAUGAACAGAGCAAGAUUCAAGUUUAUGAACAGAUCCAUUUGCUUUAUAGAUGUCAACAUAUCAGGCUGAGAUCGAUCUUCUUUAGAAACUUAAAUAAAUAGAUCACCUUCAAAAUGAGAAUUCUGUCAUCAUUUACACAUCCUCUUGUCAUUUAAAACCUUCAUGAGUUUAUUCUGUAGAACACCAAAGAAGAUAUUUUGAAAAAGGUUGGUAACAACCGUCGGUCCCCAUUGACUUCCAUUGGUUUUGUGUCCAUAUAAUAGAAGUCAAUGGGGACCAACAGAUUUUGGUUACUGACAUUUUCCAAAAUAUCUCCUUAUGUUUUCUGCAGAAGAAAGAAAUCAAGAUUAAGUUUGUUCAUCAUCUGUCUUUGGAAUGAACUAUAUAUAUUUUGAUAAAUGUAAAGUUAAAUGAGUUUACUGUUCUAAUGUAACUUUUCAUAUCUUAACACAUUAGAAACUAAAUCAACUUUUUCACUUUGAAUGAACUUUGAUUUGUAUUUUUUUUCAGAUGCCCUUUAAAUUAUUCAGUAUGUAAAAAAUAUUGUGUGUUGACCUUGAGUUUGUCUAAAAAUGCUUCUUUUGUGUGUCAUUCUUAAUAAUCAGAGACAAACGUCUGUAGACACAUAAUCCUUAACAAAAAGCUGCUUUACAAGUGAAAAUUAAACUGUUAAUGUUGAGAAUGACAAAAAAAAUCAAUUUGACAUUUAAUUUAACAAACCAUUAUAAAAAAGAAACAAAAUAGAAACACAAAACAUAUCUAAACAUGACAGUAAUUGUGAUAUUGUUGCUUUUAUAUUUAAACACAAUACUUUGUGCGUGUUGUUUGAGCGGCGAGUUUGGUGUUGUUGCUGGUCUCAGUUCAGUAGUUUGCUUCAGGUGUGUCUUUCAUGUUUGUUAAAGUUUAAUCACAGACUGAAGCAGGUUUAGUUAUCCAGUAACAGAACA